GGCUUCGGGUUCUCGCUAUCGCCGGUUGUAGAGUGACCCGAGGUCCCGAGCGCACUCUUCGGAAUCUUCCAAAUUGAAACUCUUUAACACUCUUCAAUAUUGAACAAUGUCAGACCAUCCAGUCGUCGAAUGGACUUCCAAGGCUUCAUGGGCUAUGGUAGAGGACAAGUUUUCGCCAUACGCGAAAGAAACAUUGGCGAGACUUAUCAAGUUCAUGGAAGAUGACAUUCUUCCUGCAAUCAGGGUUGCACAUGCUCAAUUACCUGAUGAUCCUAAUACGAGGUGGAAGACCGUCAUACCUAUCAUCGAAGAGCUGAAAGUCAAGGCGAAGAAGCUGGGCUUGUGGAAUCUAUUCUUAAGCAAAGCACACUAUCCGGAAUUCGGAGUACCUCUCACUAACUUGGAGUACGCGGUUAUGGCCGAAAUUCUGGGUAGAGGAGGUCAUUUUGCUCCCCAGGCGGUCAAUUGCUCUGCUCCAGAUACCGGUAACAUGGAGGUGUUGGCAAGGUACGCUAAUCGAGAACAACAGCAGAAGUGGCUCAUACCGCUGUUGAAUGGAGAGAUUCGUUCGGCCUUUGCGAUGACUGAGAAGCAUGUUGCGUCUUCGGAUGCUACAAACAUCCGGACAUCAUUGAGAAGAGAAGGAGAUGAGAUUGUGAUCAAUGGACACAAGUGGUGGAUUUCUGGCGCUGGCGAUCCUCGCUGUAAAGUUCAUCUGGUACUCGGAAAGAGCGACCCAGGAAACAAAAGCGCGUAUCACCAACAAAGUAUUGUCCUUGUUCCCGCAGAUACACCCGGUGUGAAAAUUAUCAGACCCAUGAAAGUUUUCGGGUAUGAUGACGCGCCGGAAGGUCACUGCGAAAUUAUCUAUGAUAACGUCCGAGUCCCAAUGAGCAACCUUGUGUUAGGCUGGGGCAAAGGAUUUGAGAUUAUUCAAGGUCGGCUUGGUCCUGGUCGUAUUCACCAUUGCAUGCGAUCAAUCGGUGCUGCGCAGAAUGCCUUAGACACCAUGUUGCAACGUGUUACAGAUCCCGCGAAGAAGACAUUUGGGAAGUUCCUCUACGAACAUGGCACCGUGGUCGCGGACAUUGCGAAGUCCAGAGCAGAAAUUGAAGGCGCGCGUUUGCUUGUGCUAAGUGCUGCGUUGCAAAUUGACAGAGUCAAAGCGAAAGGUGCAUUGAAGGAAAUUGGAAUAGCCAAAUUUGUCGUUCCCAGCAUGGCGCUUGAAGUGAUUGAUCGAGCGAUGCAGUCGUUUGGUGCGGAAGGCCUCUCGCAAGAUCAGGAGCUUGCGUCAGCAUGGGCUGGGUUGAGAACGCUCAGAAUCGCUGACGGACCUGAUGCAGUGCACAUUCAGCAAGUUGGGCUAAAAGAACUGAAACGGGCACCGGCACUCGUACAGAAGAGUGUAGAAAUUAAGAAGAAACAGGCGUUACUAAUGGAAAAAGCCGGUCUUAAAGCGCAUCUUUAAGUAGAAGAAUAAGAGGUGGAGGAAAUGCAUUACAAGGUUUUUUCGAAUAUUUCUGUCUAUUUCUGUACUUUAUUACUUCUACAUCACCUUGCUUUGUGAAGGUCCUUGCACUCUUGUUUACCUUCCUUCUCCCUCUUUUAAUUUCUACAACAUGUAAAUCUAGUAACCCAUUGGCAAGCAGGGGGGCAGUCAAUACUAAAGUAUUUAACUGUAUGCUUGACUCUGCAUUAACAAACAAAAAGUGGCUGUGCAAU
This is a messenger RNA of Lentinula edodes (shiitake mushroom), 1722 nucleotides long. Its product is annotated as acyl-CoA dehydrogenase/oxidase. NCBI's taxonomy places the organism in Eukaryota, Fungi, Basidiomycota, Agaricomycetes, Agaricales, Omphalotaceae. The record is from RefSeq and is a predicted model, not a curated record. Bases 107 to 1468 code for a protein of 453 amino acids. Gene Ontology annotation, molecular function: flavin adenine dinucleotide binding; oxidoreductase activity, acting on the CH-CH group of donors. The transcript has 13 exons.